CAGCAAGUGACGGAAGAAGUCACUGUCGAGGAAAAAGGAAAAGCACCCGUCACCACGGUUAUCGAGGGCCCUGAAGAGGAAAUUGUAGAAGAAACUGUUUUACCUUUACCUCAACUAGAAUUGGCAAAACCUGUAGAAGUAGAGGAAAUUCGGGAGCAAGUUACUGUCACCGAAGAAACUGUUGAAGGCAGAAAACCGAAGAAAAUUACAAAGAGAAAGAUUAUUAAACGCAAGGGACAGAAACAGCAAGUGACGGAAGAAGUCACUAUCGAGGAAAAAGGAAAAGCACCCGUCACCACGGUUAUCGAGGGCCCUGAAGAGGAAAUUGUAGAAGAAACUGUUUUACCUUUACCUCAACUCGAAUUGGCAAAACCUGUCGCAGUAGAGGAAAAGGAAAUUGUAGAAGAAACUGCUUUACCUUUACCUCAAUUGGAAUUUGCAAAACCUAUCGAAGUAGAGGAAAUUCGAGAGCAAGUCACUAUCACCGAAGAAACUGUUGAAGGUAGAAAACCGAAGAAAAUUACAAAGAAAAAGGUUAUAAAACGCAAGGGACAAAAACAGCAAGUGACGGAAGAAGUCACUAUCGAGGAAAAAGGAAAUGCACCCGUAACCACGGUUACCGAGAGCCCUGAAGAAGAAAUUGUAGCAGAAACUGUUUCACCUUUACCUCAACUGGAAUUGGCAAAACCUGUCGAAGUAGAGGAAAUUUGGGAGCAAGUUACUGUCACCGAAGAAAUUGUUGAUUGUAAAAAACCUAAGAAAAUUACAAAGAAAAAGAUUAUUAAACGCAAGGGACAGAAACAGCAAGUGACGGAAGAAGUCACUGUCGAGGAAAAAGGAAAAGCACCCGUCACCACGGUUACAGAAGGCCCUGAUGAGGAAAUUGUAGAAGAAACUGUUUUACCUUUACCUCAAUUCGAAUUUGCAAAACCUGUCAAAAUAGAGGAAAUUCGAGAACAAGUUACUGUCACCGAAGAAAUUGUUGAAGGCAAAAGGCCGAAGAAAAUUACAAAGAGGAAGAUCAUUGAACGCAAGGGCCAAAAACAACAAGUGACGGAAGAAGUUACUGUCGAAGAGAAAGGAAAAGUACUCGUGACAACGGUUACUGAAGGUCCUGAGGUAGAAAUCGUUGAGGAAAUUGGUGUUUCUUUAUCUCCUUGUGAGUUUAGUGAACCUAUUGAGCCACCUAUGUUAACAAAUGAUGAAGAUGGUGAAGAACAACGCACAACAAGAGUAACUGUCGAUGAUGAAAGUAAAAUGCAUCACACUGACUUAGUUACAACUAAUCUUCACGCAGACACCGCUAUACCAGAAAUACACGAUAAACUCAAACACAAAGAACUGACAAAACAUAAGAUUAAUAAGAAUGUAUUAAAAGGUACUUUGGAGGAAUCAAUAUAUCAGCAACAAGAAGAAUUGUACGAAAUUCCGGAAGAAGGUGUAGAGAAAGUAAUAAUGGAAGAAGUAGAUAAACAAAAUGCUCAACUUUUGAUAGAGCAAAAUGAGUCUGUGAAAACGAUGAUAGUAGAUAUUAAAGAAAUACCAAAGGAAGAAGAGAAUAAAUCUGUUAUCGAAGAAGAAGUGAUUGAAACCAUCGAAACACCCACGCAAAAAGUCAUUAAAAAGAAGAAGCGUCCAAAGAGAAAAGAUGAACUUGUUGAAUCAAUUGAAAAAGCUACCGUUGAGGAAGGCGUAGAUGAAAUUGUAACAGACAAGCCAAAACAAGAAAGAGCUAAAGUUAUUGUUGAAGAAAGUCAAGAAACAAUCACGUUAACAAAAGUAGAUGUAUGUAAAGCAGCUGUUGAGAUGCCAGAAGAAAAAAUAGAUAUUAAAGAGGUAGUAAUAGAAACUAUCAAAACACCUAUAGCAAAAUUAGCAACGGAAGAUCAGCAUGAGCAAAUUAUAAAAGAAAUUGUACAAAAAUCAAUUAAAGAAACCGAAAUAACAGAAAAAGAAAAAAUUGUUGAAAAUGUUGAAACACCAACAAAAAAAGUUAUAAAAAAGAAAACAGCAAAGACUCAUGAUGAUAAUAUACCAGAAGAAAUUGUUGGAGAAAUUAUUAUAGAGAAACCAAAGAAGGAACAAGCUGAACUACAUUCUCUUCGAAAGAAGUAUCGAAGUAACGCAGAUUUUAGCUGAAUCACCCGUUACCACACUCACAGAAGAUAAAACCAAACCAAAGAUGUUGUGGUGUCCGAAAUUAAAGAUGAAAAGGAUAUAUUGAAAAAAGUUUUAAAAAAA
This is a messenger RNA of Linepithema humile (Argentine ant), 2241 nucleotides long. Lineage: Eukaryota; Metazoa; Arthropoda; Insecta; Hymenoptera; Formicidae. The record is from RefSeq and is a predicted model, not a curated record.